ACUGAUGACCUGUUAAGUCUCCAGCUGGGCCAAUUAACAAGCUGCCUCCAGUUUAAAACCCACCUGGAGCUCAGUUGACACUCACUGGCCCAAGGAAACAAUGGAAGAAGCUUCUGUCAUCAAAGAUAUGAAAAGCUUCGAGUGUCCAUCUCCACUGGAGCUUGACAGGGAGUUUUUGGGGGAACAGAGUGGGCUGUCUGCUUUGUCGCUGGAUCUUCCAACGUCGAGGGCAUCAAACGACACACUGGCUGACGGAUCUGACCCCCGACUGUCCAUCCUGGCUUCUCUCUGCCUCUCCUCGGACCCCAUUUCUCCCUCUCUGGCUCCGACCAACGCUCAAGAAUCUGACCGCUGUUACCUGGCCGUGCCUCUGCAGGGAAAGUCCUCCACUCCCUACGAGCUGCUUCUGAAGAAGAAACAGCCUGCUGUGUUGGACCAGUCGUACAGUGACCUCACUGUCUCUCGAAUGUCCUGGGAUGUGUCCGGUAUUACAUCUGAAAUCAAUAGUCCGAGACCCUUCAUGGAGUCCAGUGCUCUGGAGGCAACAUGGAGUCCAAAACCCCAAAUGCAACAUUCAGGAGCCGAUGUUUCCCCCUGAUGUGGCCCACAAAGUCCUUCAGUGAACACACACUUAGUUUUUAUCUGCACAUGGCUGUCUCUUCUGCUCCAUUGAGGAUUCAUCAAAGUGGAAUUUAAAAACCUGUCAUGUGAAGGAUCCAUGUGUGGGGAUUUAUGAGAGCCCUGUGCCUUAUUUACGAUGUUUUUAAAGGUUAUAAUUGAAUAAAUGUAUCCAUGACUUUUA
Messenger RNA from Trematomus bernacchii (emerald rockcod), 802 nucleotides. RefSeq lists its product as uncharacterized. The transcript has 3 exons. The record is from RefSeq and is a predicted model, not a curated record. The coding region runs from base 101 to 598 and encodes 165 amino acids. Lineage: Eukaryota; Metazoa; Chordata; Actinopteri; Perciformes; Nototheniidae.